UGACGUCACGUCAUUUAGUGUCGGUACACAGGAAGAGUGAAGCUAGCAGGUGUGACAGCCAAAUUCAGUUGUGGCGACUUUUCUGCAAGAUUCUACCAAAAAGACAGACACCAACAAGUAGGAAUCUGUGCACAGUGACAUCUGAGACCUAAGACAAGGCAGAGGACUGUUUACAUUGAGGUUCACGUCCCACUGUCACUGUACUCUGACUGUUGUUAAUAGACGCAUCUCUGAAUCUGGAAAAAAUGAACUCUGAACCGCCUGAGUAAACGUGACAGGGUUGGAGAUCCUGCAUGACUUCUCUCGUUGACCCGAAUAGCUGACAGAUCAAGGCACACACGGAGGUAGAGCAGAGUGUGUACUCAGUGUGUGUUUGGGGGAUGUCAGCCCAGUCAUAAAACACAAGUAUUAUUCCAGUUGGUUUGUGUAGUAAUGAGAUAACUUCCAGCAGUAGAACUGACAGUCAUCUGUCCUGAGGUACAUCACAGUCAGAAAACUACCACUUCCAGGUGGUGUGUGUGGGUAUAUUGCCAGAGGAUUCUAGUACAACAUACAUCUUCUGUAGGAAAGUUCAGAGAAGAGAAAGAGAGAGGAAUAAUAAUAAUCUCACUGUCAUGAUAGCUGGAGGCAGGCUGGCUCUGGUGAUGACUCUAUGGAAAAGUAUCUUCUGAGAAGAUCAGAUGGCUGAUGUGACCUGAUAGUGGUUGUGGCUUACAGCUGUUUGUGUUCUUUACAUUACUACCCGCUGCUAUCUCAUCUCAUCUCAUCUCGGAUAUACUGGAAAGUAUCAGCAUUCUCUGCAGUGCACCAGUCUAGUGCUAUGCUGCAGUCCUAGUUGACGUGGUAACAUGGUGGAGUUGAAAGUGUGGGUGGACGGGAUUCAGAGGGUCAUCUGUGGUGUGACAGAGUCCACCUCUUGUCAGGAUGUAGUCAUUGCUCUGGCCCAGGCCACAGGAAGGACAGGGAGAUUUACACUCAUAGAAAAAUGGAGAGACAAUGAAAGAUUGCUCUCCCCUUCAGACAAUCCUCUGAAAAUCCUUCACAAGUGGGGGGAGUAUGCUCAUGAAGUGCAAUUUGUUUUACGUCAGAGACAGGAAGGCAAACAGAGGACUGAUAAGUUUUUACACAAUUUCACACCACCACCCUCCCAUGGUAGUGUUGGCGGAGGCAACAGUGCAACCAGUAUCAAAAAAUCCCUAACAUUCAGUGGUGCUCACAACUACAGUUUUCAAACCAAACCAAGUGCAAGAGUCCAACCUCGUCAUGCUAUACAAGAAAACUCAUCUCUGGAGAGUCUGGAGGAGGAACCAAGUGCCUCGGACAUUCCUCUCUCAAAACACUCUACAGAAAACAUCAGUACAUCUUAUGCCAAAUCAGGAGGCCCACCCUCAUCAUCCUCGUCAUACUCCUCUUCUCCAUACAGUAGUUUGGACAAAAAACAUUAUCAAGGUGCUUUCCAGCGAGUGACAAAUUCAAGUGCAACUAAUUCCACCCUUGGUGGAGGACAGAGCAGCGGUCAGCCGCAAACUUCUGCCCUUUUCAGGUCCCGCAAUCAGCCGUACCCAGGGGUGGGAAGGUCCCCUGUGGCCAGUAUCGCCCCUCAAGUGGGAGGAGGAAGUUGGAACCAUGGGCACUCACACGCCCCUAGUCCUUUGACUGACAUAGAGAAAAGUCCCCAAGAAUUUGCUCAGUAUGAUCAAAAUCAAAAUGCUAAAGGAAUUGUUGAGAAUCAUCAAGAUUUAGAGGAAUUAGACUUGGACCAGAGUUUAGCCGAGGAAGCGGCUAAACUUCACAUAGAUCAAGCAUUUGGUUUGGACGAGUAUAGAAAUAUAGUCCCUGCUAAAACCCAAACUGAUGACCUCAUUGAACUGAUUAACAUGCAGCACGAGAAGCUGGUAAAACAAGAGGCACAGUUAAAAGAUCUUGAUGAAGAGAUACAGUACUGGGAGAAGCAAGAUAGAGAAAGUUCUCACCAAGCUUCCCUUAUUGAAGAUGAAAUCAAAAGACUUGAAUAUGCAAAAGAGCAAUAUGAACUAGAAAUGAAAGACACUGAUUCAGUGAAACUGGAAGAGGAACUCCAGCUGUUACAACAAAAUGACAAAACAUUGCAAUCUGAAAUUACGUUAUUUAAGUCCAAAACGUCAAACAGUGAAACAGAUCUAUUACAGUCUAAGAACAAAAUACGGCUUUUGUUGGAUGACAUAGACGAAGAAAAACUUGCACUGAACAAAAGACAACAGGAAGAAAAGGAAGAAGAACUCAAGAUUUUAUCCGAGGUUUCAAAAUUACAGAAAGAAUUGAAAGAUCUGCUUACGGAAUCUGAACAAGAGCGCAGUAAGGUUGAAGAAGUUGAGAAAGAGGUCAAGGAGGUGGAGGAGUCAUUAAUAACAAAAAAGAAGGAAAUUACUAACCUUGAACAAGGCAUCAAAACUGUCAAUUUAGAGCUGUUCAUGAAGACCCCUACUGAGCUGCAUACAGUGGAAAUUGCUGACGGUUUCUCCUCAACCCGGCCCAUGUCUCCCAUCCCCCCAGGUAGCACAAGAAAAAUGACCAGUCUACCCCAAAAGCUGGCAGAGACAGCGCCCACUGCCAGAAACCCUCAAGGUCUGUGGGUGUGACCCUGCGUCCUCUGGGUGUGUGGGUGUGAUGGUGAUCCCUACCAGGAACCCUCAGGAUUUGUGGGUGUGAUGCUAGUUAUCUUCAGUCGUGAAUCUUCUUGAGAUCUUGGACACCACAUCAGAACUCAUCCUCAUCAUCAUCUUCAUCAGAAUGGUAUUUUUCAUUAGCAAAGAACUAACUUUAUAUUACAGUAUACUGCAAUAUGUAUUUAUAUCUAUAUCCUGCUGGCAGAGUCUGCCCCCGGGAUAAUAGUACCAUUGGGUUUAGAAACUUCUCAAUUAAACUUAGAAAUGCCACACGUGUCAUAUCUUUUGCUCUGGGCGCUUCUAUUUUUAAUCUGAGAAUUUGUGCUGGUCCAGUGCCUUAAAAGUCUAUGCAGAGAAUGAAUGAAUUGUGAUAUUGUGAUGUAAAUGGAGGCAGGCAAAUGUUUGGAUUGAGGUGAAUUUUGACUGCUUGCAAUUUUGUUAAAAAAUGAUAGUUUACCAAUUUAACUUUUAAUAUAUUAAGACUUGUUUUUUGACUGUGCUGAUCAGCCGUUGACUGAACAUUUGUAUGAUAAAAUUACUUUUUUAUUAAAGAUUUGCCUUUAUCUGUAUAUCAUUAAUACAAAAAAUAUAUAUAAACUAUAUCAUUUUUUAAAAAAUUGUAAUGAUGAAGGUGAUUGACAUUUCAUUGAUGUAGACGUGCAGUUCUCCCGCCGCAGAAUUCAAGACCUACAUUUCCAAUUCUUAGUUGCAUCCAGAAAGGACAUUGAUCAUUGUAAUGAAGCAUUAUUUUGCUAUUACUUUACAAAAUCAUAGAAAACAUUAUUGCCAUAAGUCUUGUAGACAUUGCCAUGUAACAUUUAAGAAAAAUAGAGGUGUUAUUUCUAUAUCGCAUAAACUUUAAUAAGCAAUAUCAUUUCAUGGUUUGAACAGCUUUUGUUUUUCAAUUUUCAUUAGACAAAAUUUAUUAUGAAAGAACAAUUUUAUAAGAUUUAAUGUCAAACUAAAAAGCUAAAUGCAUGACUCAAAAUGGUGAUAAAGCAAAUAUUAAGACUGAAUUGAUAUCAAAAUAUUUCUUUGUAAACAUUUUAUCAUAUUUUUUAUAAAAACAAUUUUUCUGACAGUGGACAUACUUUGCUUCUCAUCUAGAAUCUGUGGUUUAUAAAAUUUCUGAAGCGUUCCAUUUGCUUUUUGUGCAAUCUUGCCAUACGCAGGUGAUGAUCUGUGACUGCAGUUUUGGAUAUAGUAAUUUUACAUACAGGUUUUCAUUGCAAAUGGCUGAAAAACUCGGUUUCUGGACAUUUACUUUUCCUUUGUCAUAAGAAAGCUAUUACCAAUAAUCGGGUGCUCUGAUUAUGUCAGUUACUAAGCUCAUGUACAAUACUCUUCUGGGUGAGUAUUCACUUUAUUACCACAGAAGGAUAAAUAUCCAAGGGAUAAAAAUCCAGGUUUAUGCAACAGAGAACAAAUGGAUGAAUGUUUUGAGAACACAUGAAUAUUAAGUUUCUUGUAUGUCUUUUGUAUCUUUAAUAGGAGUGAAAAAUUGGCUGAGUUAUAAGAAAUACAAUUUUUUCAGUGGAAGUGCAGGUAGUAGAAACAAUCGCAGAAAUCUUGCAACUUGGAAAUGAUUUUUCUGGUGUCUUCAUUGAGGCAUCAGUUUUGAAAAAAAAUAAAUAAAACUAAAUAAAUAAAAUAAAACUAUCUAGCACAUAGCUUUGGCUACCUGUGGUUUUCCUGAUAUAUAUGCUGAAUUAGUUAUAGUAUAAAUGGUCAGAAUAUUUAUAUAGCUUGAGAUUUUAUAGUUCUCACAAGAACUUUAUUUCAUGCUUUAUUAUGUAUUCAUAAAUGCUAGACGGUAUUAAUUCAAUUUUCCCUCAUUGUAAAUAGAAGAAUGAAAAAUAUAAGAUCAGAACUUAUUUA
This is a messenger RNA of Lingula anatina, 4523 nucleotides long. RefSeq lists its product as uncharacterized. NCBI's taxonomy places the organism in Eukaryota, Metazoa, Brachiopoda, Lingulata, Lingulida, Lingulidae. Gene Ontology annotation, biological process: signal transduction. The record is from RefSeq and is a predicted model, not a curated record.